AUGUCCGGCAGCGAUGUCGAGCACGUUUCUUGCUUUCUCAACGGCAACCCUCAUCAGCCCCGACACCAAUCCUCCCCAACUCCUGACGACGAAUACUUUUACGACGUUCCAACACAUACCGUAUCGCUUAUCGCGCCGGCUUCACCUCCCGUUCCUUCCCUAGCGAGUACCACCACAUACACUGAGCAGCCGCGUCUCACAAGCUCUCAAGCCUUCCGCAUACCUGCCGACCUAUCCUCGAACGACUACCCCGAAAGUUGCGGUCGAGAUUCCCCCGACCCUGACGACUUUUAUCGCCCGCAUCAGUCUUCAUUGGCUACGGAAGAUGGUGUUGGCGCUGACCCGGACGCUACCUUGAUGGUCGGAGUCAAGAAUAACGACGCCGCACAGAAACGUCCCCCUCUUUCCCAGCGUAUCUAUUCCUUACCAACGCACCCGCCAAACCUGACAUCUGCAAGUCGAGAACCAUACCGUUCAACGUCGAACUCGUCUUAUCGUGGGGUCGGAUUGAAUGCUACCAAGGGUCCUUCGGUGAGGCCGUCAACCGCGAGGUCAAGACAGACCUCUUUCAAAGAUCUGAUAAACAAGUUCAACAACAACGUCGAUCAAGUCUUGCCCGUUCCAACUGCAUCGACACCGAUAUCCCGUGAGCCCUCGAGGGCCACCAGCCCAGCCAGUCCGGUGGAUCCGUCCUUCCGACCCAAACCGUUAUCCUAUCGACGUGAUACCUUCGACUCCAUACCAAAUACGAACGAGCUCCCUCGACUAAACUCGCCGUUGGCGUCGGGUCAAGCUUCCUCCGAGCUCAUUCCCCCUCCAUUGAGGAAAUAUCCCGAAGGCCCUUCAUUGACGCCCUUGCAGCCGACGGAGUCGCAGCCUCGGCGGCCUGUAUUUGGUGAGCUGCUCUCAGUUGACACGGGCUUCCGGGAUUCGGGAUAUGGACAACCGUCGCCUUUGCGACGACGAGGUUCUGAAGGGAGCGUUCCGAGUCCAACCCCCGCACUCCUCGACCAACUCGAGCCGCCAUUCAGCUUCUCGCCACUGACCCCGACUGCGUGGUAUUUGGGAAAGACGCCAUUUCUUGAGGCCGUGAACAACGGUGCUAAUCCGAAUAGUCACCGAAGGGUCAGGAGCGAUAUCUCUGGAAACUGGCUCGGGAGUGCGCCCGCGCCCCCUUCUGAAUCCCACAUGGCGGUCUCGGGGCCCUUGCAGCCACACUCUGAACUCCCGUUGGAAAGCCCACAUUCCAAAUCCCGCAUUCCUAUCUCGUCUCGCCGCCUUAAUUCCGCGUCGGGUUCGGAAGCUUCCUCGCCCACCGCCAGUCCAACAACUUUCGGCAACCGGUCUGCCGCGCAAAUUCCGCUGCCCCCGAAAGGUGUUAGCCGUCUUCCCAAACCGGCGCUUAAAUCCGCCCGUGACAUUCCCGACGACGGUCAGGCAGCGUUUGCAUUGUCACCACGUGCCAGGAGGGAAACGGCCCAUGGUCGGUCGCGUCACCAUCCCGCAAAAGGCGCUCUUCUGGAGGCAUACAUAGCUGCUCCCCCCCCGAAGAAAUCGCCACAGUUACGUAGUUCACGACCCCGUCAGCCCGUGUCGCAUGCGCCUCCCACGCCACGAUCGAAGGUAGUGGAAACCGUGUCAAACUUCCAAAGCCAAAUAAAUCGCGACCGUGAUUCGCGAAACUUACGACAACGGAGGCUGCCGGAGCUGGGAAAUGUGGAUUUCGCGACUCGACGACACCGAAUUCAGCAGGCUUUUAACCGCACGGUUCAGGAGAAUGAGCAGAAGGAGGAGAGGGCUGCCGAACUUCGACGCCAAGAUAAAUCCCAGGACGACCGGGAAGAGCGCCCACGGACUCCUACUUCGACAUCGUUUCUACAUGAGGAACCGCAACCAUCCCCACAACCUGAUGACACUGCGACCGUGAUAGAUGAAUCGACGGAGACUUGUCAUGAGGAAGAGCAUCCGAUACCUGAAACGGGGCCAGCGCGAGCGACCCCUCAACUCCAUGUUGAUACCGAUGUUGGCGUGCAGGAGAACAAAGGCGAUAGAAUUGAAGCUCAUCCGGUGACGAUGGAUUCCCCAACAUUGGGACAUGCGAUCAUCUUAAGGAACGAACAAGAUGCCGAUCCCAAACUUUCCGGCCUGCCGGCCUCCGCUGUCACGUCGACAUCAGAUGAUACGCACGUUACUGCUUUCGACCCGGAGCCUCAGCCGGAGCUUUCUCGACAGAAUCUUCACACCUCUCACAGAACGCUUUUGAGUCAGAUCAUGCAGACCCGCGAGUCCAGUCCCAGUAGCUCCUCGUGCGACGAACCGGAUCUUAGCUUUUCUGACAACGAUGAUAAGGAGUCCAUACCCAUUAUGUUGCGAGAUGCCUUGGGUCUAGAAGACUCGAUGGACAGCAGCGAUAAUCAAGGGUCUUGUGACCUUUAUAUGAAGCAAGGCCCCACCGCCAGCGAGCCACCAAACCGGUGGAGCUUGAGUUCGUGGUCAUCCUCUCUCCAAAACCAACAUUCCACAGAUGAUCAAUGUGAGGGCAGUGGAGAUGACCUCUCCCACGCUCAACACUCGGCCGAUGAUUGCGAAAUAGCCACGACUCAGUCGUGUUCUGCCGCCUCCAGCACGCCCGCUUCUGUAGCGGGGGACCAUCAACUCCCACAAUCUUCAUCAUCAUCAUCGAACCUGAUCAACAACACGGCCCCUCAAAUGAAUCUUGGAGGCACACCAACCCGAAACGCUUAUAGGUAUUCCAAUGCGCCGAGUCUAGCAAGACUGGGUGGCUGGGACUCAAGACGGGUCACUCAGCUCUAUUUCGAAGAACUCGCGCGUGGCAGAGGCCAUAAUCUUCCCAUGCCAGCAGUCCGUUCUACCCCAGAACCUAGGCAGGCAGAUAUACCCAAGUCAGAUAACAAGGGUGAAAGCUUAGCGGAUGAUGCGGUCGUGGUAUCCCGACCCGAGAACUUAUCAUCAGAACGCAUGGGCCACAGUGCGAGCCUGGUUUUGCGGGACGAUUGGGAGCAUGCAUCGCCGUCGAUCAUGGAUUGGAUGCAGAUCGCUGCCCAUAAUGAGGCUGCCGCGACGAACCAGAUAGACGAGAAUACCAAAUAUGAAGGUGAUCCGACCCCUCGCAUUGUAACCCCCACCGUCCAAGGGCCCCGUCCUGAGGAUGGCACCGAUGAAGGUCUUGGUCUGGCCAUCGACGUUCAAUCGCCUUUGGAACGCGAUUCCAGCCAAACAAGUCCUCCUGCACCACAACAUGAACCUCCUCUGCCGCCUUCAUCUGUGGAUGCAAACGAAGACGGCACUGUAUCCCAGCAGGCUUCCACUUUCUUGCCCGGGGUGAUUUCCGCCAAGCCUUCUUUGAGUACUUUUGCGAGUGGCGCUUUCGCCCCACUGGGUCCGGUCCAAAGCAGCGGUAGCAGCGGCGACUCAUCUCUUCGGCGCGUUGAUCGUCCCCAUUCUCCCCAUGCUCUGGAUUCGUCGGCGACAUCUUUGGUUCCUUCUACUUCAGAACCGCCUCGUACAGAUAAUGCAUCCCCGUCCCCGGACCAACGACGUCUCAAGAAACGAAAACACGUCAUCAAGGAGCUUGUCGACACUGAAUAUACAUUCGGAAGGGACAUGAAGGUUGUGGACGAUAUCUACAAAGGAACUUCGAGUUCGUGCCUGGACCUCUCAUCUGAAGAUGUUAAAAUUCUUUUCGCAAAUUCCGACCAAGUUGUGCAAUUUUCCCAGGGUUUCCAAGAUGCGCUGAAGGAAGCCGCUAAGAGUGUCUACAUCAUGCCCAAGUCCCAACGGUGGAGCAGCAAACGCAAUCGCAACCACCAUGUUCCCCAAACGGACGCCGAUACCCCGACUGGAACUGGAAUAUCAGAGCUGGAGAAAGAUAAUGCUACCUUUAUUGGCCGGGCAUUCGUGACCAACAUGACCCACAUGGAGAAGGUCUACGCGGAUUACCUGAGAAACCAUGAUGCCGCCAAUAAGAAGCUCCAAGCUCUGCAGCGGAAUCCUAAGGUGGCUAUCUGGCUCAAGGAAUGCCGGGACUGGGCAUCAGAUCUCACUACGGCGUGGGAUUUAGAUUCGCUACUUGUUAAACCAGUGCAGCGGAUCUUGAAAUAUCCUCUCCUAUUGAGUGAGCUCCUUGACUCAACACCCAGUGAUCAUCCAGAUCGUGCUUCACUUGGAACCGCCCUGGAGGAGGUUACUAGUAUAUCUGUCCGUAUCAACGAGAUGAAGAAGCGCGCAGAUCUGGUUGGUCAGGUAGUUGCCCGAAAACGGAAAGAUUCUGAUGUCAGGACGGGCCUCUCGAAAGCCUUUGGGCGCCGCACGGAGAAGUUGAGACAGCAGGUGGGCCUUUCUGACAUGGUCGAAGACAAAGAAUACGACAAUCUUGCCCAGAGGUUUGGGGACAACUUUUUCCAGUUGCAAGUCGUCAUGCGAGAUGCCGAGAUGUAUACACGCGAGGCCCAAGGAUCGAUUGACUGUCUCAACGAGUUCGCGGUAGCAAUUGAGAGUUUUAUCGACGUGUCCCAAACCAACUACUCUGAGCUUGAGGGAAAAUGGCGUGAGCUGAAAGUCUGUGUUGAAGAGAUCGUGACGAUUGCGCUCCCGGAACAUCUUGCCAUUGUCCGAAAGAGUGUCAUUGAGCCCAUGGUCACCUUGUUGAAAUUGCACGAUGGGCCGCAAAGGGUUAUGAGGAAACGCGACAAGCGCCUGAUGGAUUAUGCUCGAUUCAAAAGCACCAAGGAGCGAGGGGAUAAGCCCGACAAAAAGACUACGGAACAAGGGGAGCAAUUUGUUGCUCUCAACGAAACACUCAAGGACGAGCUCCCGAAACUAUACUCCCUCACCGCAAAAUUGAUGGAAGCCUGCCUGCAGAAUUUUGUCCAGAUACAAACCACUUGGUUCAAUCGUCUGCAGGAAAAGCUCACUCCCCUUGUGGACGCAUUCCCGGAAGAUAUGCCCAAACUCGUGGACGACUGGUCUGCAGCAUUCAAUUUCUCCGAGGCACAGGUGUUAUCACUGGGUGUUUGCAAUGGAUCGCUGCUCGCUGAUGCGGUCAAUCUCGUCAAUUUCAAUACCCCUUCGACUGGGGCCACGAUUAGCUCCCCGCGACGCCCAUCCACUGUGAACAGCUCUAGUACCCGUGUCGGAUCUACUAUGGAGGAGACAUCACCUAAGGCCUCUUAUGAUUUCGGCAGUGGGAUACAUCCUUUUCAGUCUCCGAGCAUCGACAGUCAAUCGCAGCUAUCUCACGGACGCCUGAGAGCUGAUUCAUCCUAUUCCGGUCGCGCUGCUCCGGAGGUACCGGAGAUUCCUCGAAGUCAAAUACUGCAACAAAUCACGAGCGCAUCGUCCGGCUCCGCACCUCCUCCCUCUGUCUCUCAGACUGAGUCAUUUCCGAGUCUUCCUAGACUAAGUCUCGAUUCUCCGUUCCUUGCCGAUGUCAUAGGCCCCUCGACUAGUUCCACCAAGCUAGAUGAAGACCAGCCAACCUCUCCUGCCGGUCGGUACUCGGGCUUUUUCUCGUCAGCAAUGCCCAUGUCGGACAAUCCCCAAGACGAAAGUGCCCCUCCUACCGAAGCCAGUGCUUCCAAAGAACCGACGGUGCUAUUCCUCGCGGCCAGUAUCUACGAGUUCAAUAUUGACCGAGCGCGCCGGGAAGCUGGAUAUCCGUACCUCACCUACGUUGCCGGGGAAAUAUUCGAUGUCAUCGCCGAGAAGGGUGAAUUGUGGCUGGCCAAAAACCAGGACGAUUCUACUCAUCAGGUUGGCUGGAUCUGGAACAAACAUUUCGCCAAGCUUUCCAGCUAA
Aspergillus affinis is the source of this 5817-nucleotide messenger RNA. Its product is annotated as putative Rho guanyl nucleotide exchange factor. Gene Ontology annotation, biological process: intracellular signal transduction. Bases 1 to 5817 code for a protein of 1938 amino acids. Gene Ontology annotation, molecular function: guanyl-nucleotide exchange factor activity; protein binding. The transcript has 2 exons. Gene Ontology annotation, cellular component: cytoplasm. The record is from RefSeq and is a predicted model, not a curated record. NCBI's taxonomy places the organism in Eukaryota, Fungi, Ascomycota, Eurotiomycetes, Eurotiales, Aspergillaceae.